Messenger RNA from Paecilomyces variotii, 803 nucleotides. Its product is annotated as mediator of RNA polymerase II transcription subunit 31. Gene Ontology annotation, cellular component: mediator complex; core mediator complex. The record is from RefSeq and is a predicted model, not a curated record. Gene Ontology annotation, biological process: regulation of transcription by RNA polymerase II. Bases 327 to 803 code for a protein of 158 amino acids. Lineage: Eukaryota; Fungi; Ascomycota; Eurotiomycetes; Eurotiales; Thermoascaceae. The transcript has a single exon. Gene Ontology annotation, molecular function: transcription coregulator activity.
GACCUUCCAGGAAAGAGAAUAACUAUUCGCUAGUCUAGUUAAUGUAGUUAGUUAUGGAUCUUGAUGACCAAAAGCGCAGCUUCGGUCGCGAGCUUUACCCAACCAAGACCAAGCCCAUGUCCACGCAGGUGAUGGAUACCUACCUUGUCGCUUCCUCCAAGCUUCUUCUUUCAACUUGAAGUCCAGCCCAAAAACUCGACGUCGACACAACGCUCUUCGUGAUCGCAGGGAUUCUAAUUCCGUCGCCUUGGCCAAUCGAUCGAUAAGAGAAGCUUGUCCCUCCUUCACGACAUAGCUUCGUCCUUCCACCCAGACUUCUACUCAUAAUGGAACAACCACCUCCUCCCACUCUCACGAACCCCCGCUUCACUCUCGAGCUCGAAUUCGUACUCUCCCUCGCAAAUCCGCACUAUCUCUCUCAUCUGGCAGUCAAUUACCCGAAACUCCUCGGUACCUCGACUGCAGGGGAUAAUACGAACAACGAAAACGAUGCGGACGGGACUGCCUCGCCGGACGCUCAAGCCUUCGCUGCAUACCUAGCCUACCUCUACUCCUACUGGAAGACACCGGAAUAUGCGCAGUUCCUGACUCAUCCUGGAGCCACGCUGCGCGCUCUACGACUGCUACAGGAAGAAGCUUUCCGUCGCGAUAUCAUCCGGCCCCAGGUUAUCGAGGGACUCUUGGGUAUGGGCAUUGAAGGAGCUCCAGCUAGCCAAAACGUUGGGACUACAGGCGCAGACCUUGAGCAAGGGAAGGAAGAUGCGGAGGCGCAGCCAGAGAUCAAGAACGGGAUCAAGACGUGA